CGGUGCGCUCGGUUGAAGGUCCCUUUUGUGUUCGCCUUGCCUUAGUCACACUCGUCUCUCUCCGCUAAGCUUCACCGACGCUCUAUCUGCUUCUUUUCGGGUGUCUUUUAUGAAUAAUCAAAAGCAGCAAAAGCCGACGCUUACAGGCCAGCGUUUCAAAACGAGGAAAAGAGAUGAAAAGGAGAGGUUUGACCCUACUCAGUUUCAAGAAAGUAUUGUACAAGGCUUGAAUCAAACUGGCACUGAUUUGGAGGCAGUUGCAAAGUUCCUCGAUGCCUCUGGUGCCAAACUCGACUACCGCCGGUAUGCAGAGACACUCUUUGACAUCCUGGUGGCUGGCGGCAUGCUGGCCCCAGGAGGGACUCUGUCUGAUGACAUGACCCGAACUGAGUUCUGCCUCUUCACGGCACAAGAAGAUCUUGAGACAAUGCAAGCAUAUGCUCAGGUUUUUAACAAGCUGAUCAGGCGCUACAAAUACUUGGAGAAGGGUUUUGAGGAAGAGAUCAAGAAGUUACUGCUAUUCCUCAAAGGGUUCACAGAGUCUGAGCGCAACAAGCUGGCCAUGCUGGCUGGCAUCCUCCUGGCCAACGGCAGCAUCUCUGCCUCCAUCCUGAACAGCCUCUUCAAUGAGAACCUGGUCAAAGAAGGUGUCUCUGCUGCUUUCGCUGUCAAACUUUUCAAAUCCUGGAUCAACGAGAAGGACAUCAACUCUGUGGCUGGCAGUCUGCGCAAAGUGGGCAUGGACAACCGGCUCAUGGAACUGUUCCCUGCCAACAAGAGGAGCUGUGAGCAUUUCUCAAAGUACUUUAACGAGGCCGGUCUGAAGGAAAUCUCAGACUUCGCCCGCAAUCAGCUGUCCAUUGGAGCUCGCAAAGAGCUGCAGAAGGAGCUCCAGGAGCAGAUGGCCCGCAGCGACCCCAUCAAGGAGAUUAUCGCCUACACCAGAGAUGAGAUGAAGAAGGCCGGCCUGUCUGAACAGACAAUAAUCGGCAUCAUCUGGAGCAGUGUGAUGAGCUCUGUGGAGUGGAACAAGAAGGAGGAGCUGGUCACUGAACAAGCCAUCAAACACUUGAAGCAAUACAGCCCUCUGCUGAAGGCAUUCACCUCGCAGAGCCAGUCGGAGCUCAGCCUGCUGCUGAAGAUCCAGGAGUACUGCUACGACAACAUCCACUUCAUGAAGGCCUUCCAGAAGAUCGUGGUGCUGCUCUAUAAAGCCGAUGUCCUCAGUGAAGAGGCCAUCCUCAAGUGGUACUCUGAGGCCCACCUGGCCAAGGGCAAGAGCGUGUUCCUGGAGCAGAUGAAGAAGUUUGUGGAGUGGCUCAAGAACGCUGAGGAAGAGUCUGAGUCUGAGGAGGAGGAGGCAGACUAGGCCACAGCCACAUAUGUGUUGUGGUUGUAUUUGCAGCAGGAGCAGUAGAAUGUUCCACCUUGUUUCUCUUCUACCUCUGCUCUAUCCCCCACGGCCCACACGAUGACCCACACGACGAGCCUCCCACCGAGCCUCCCACCGGUGAGCCCUGGCUGAAGGCACAAACAAUCCUCCUGUUUUGGGCCCUUACCGCCUUCAGUCUUUAGUUUGAAAACAUUCCAUGUGAUUUAGGUGACCACAGCUGGCAAAGCCCAUCAUUGGAGAAUCUGUUGCCAUCGAGUAUUCCUGAGCUGUCAUUGGCCCCGUUUAGUCCCAGUUUUUGUUGUAACGUUGCUGAGCUGCAGUGUCACACACUGUCAGUGUAGAAGAGCCAGCUCCUCGCCAGCAAAUGCAUUACUGUUGGUUUCUACUUUCUUUAACCUGAUACAAAACUAAUUGACUUUUUUAUGAAUAAAAAGUUAUUAAAUCAUAA
Messenger RNA from Periophthalmus magnuspinnatus, 1841 nucleotides. It is a transcript of the gene bzw1a, whose product is annotated as basic leucine zipper and W2 domains 1a. Bases 110 to 1369 code for a protein of 419 amino acids. The record is from RefSeq and is a predicted model, not a curated record. Gene Ontology annotation, cellular component: membrane; cytoplasm. Gene Ontology annotation, molecular function: protein binding. The transcript is spliced from 12 exons. Lineage: Eukaryota; Metazoa; Chordata; Actinopteri; Gobiiformes; Gobiidae.